This is a messenger RNA of Sinocyclocheilus grahami, 1291 nucleotides long. Its product is annotated as DNA damage-regulated autophagy modulator protein 1-like. Gene Ontology annotation, cellular component: lysosome. The record is from RefSeq and is a predicted model, not a curated record. Lineage: Eukaryota; Metazoa; Chordata; Actinopteri; Cypriniformes; Cyprinidae. Gene Ontology annotation, biological process: regulation of autophagy. The transcript has 7 exons. The coding region runs from base 101 to 817 and encodes 238 amino acids.
UGUGUUCAGUAAAGUGUCCGUAUCUUGAUGUCUGAUCUCUGCUGUCCACUUCUCUUUUGUCUCCGUGAAUGGUGAUGCACCGACUCAGCCCUCAGGAGAGAUGGUUUGGUUCAUGGAAGGAAUGUGCUUUUUGCCUACUUUUCUGGUAAUCUGGUCAUCGAGUACCUUCAUAAUAUCUUACAUCAUCGCAUUACUUCGACGAGAUGUUGACGUUAUCCUUCCUUACAUUAGUGAUACAGGGGCCACUCCACCUGAGAGCUGUGUGUUUGGAUUCAUGUCGACAAUCACUUCCUUUGCAGCCUUUGCUACUAUGUAUGCUGAAUAUAAAUUUGUGGAGAGAGUGCAUGAGACAACCGGUGCCGUGUCCCCUCAUCUGAACAAGGCUUCUUUUGCUUUUGGCAUCAUCUCUUGUGUCGGCAUGUGUUUGGUGGCGACAUUUCAGGAGACGACGGUGAUGGCUGUCCAUGAUGUGGGUGCUUUACUAUUCUUCCUAUUUGGGGUUACAUACGCUGUUAUCCAAAGCGUGAUAUCGUACCGAGGUCAUCCAUAUGGAUGUUCCAAGCGCGUUUGCCAUUUCCGUGCGUUCUUCGCUGGAGUGGCUGUUCUAGCUGUAUUUCCCACUAUUUUUUGUGCAAUUCCUGUCGGAACAAGCAAACUUCACUGGGACACCAAUGAUAAGGACUACACACUUCAUAUAGUGAGUGUUGCGUGUGAAUGGAUCACCACUUUCAGUUUUGUCUUCUUCUUUUUAACAUACAUCAGAGAGUUCCAGCAAUUCACACUGAAACUGACUGUUAAUUUAAUAGAGUAUUCAUGACCAUGACAUCAUACCGUUACAGUAUGUUUUGGUGUAUUUUUAUACAACUUACUACAUUUUCAUGUUGAAAGACCUGCUAAAGUACUGUGUAAUCAUUUGCAGUGUAUAUUUUGUAGCUUGUAUUUUGGUCUAGAAAAAGGGCAUACACAUUUACUUGAAGUGUAAUAUACUCUAACCAGCUGAUGCCAAACAAUUUAUAAAGCUGUUUGAUAGUGAUUCUCAAUUUAAAAAGCGUUUAUGAUUAACCAAGACAAAAUAGUUGAGCACAUCCAUAUUUGCAUGACUGUCAAUCAAUCUUCGCUUUGGUUAUAGUUUGAAAUUCUUGCUUUGUUUAUGUUGGUUUACUCCAUAAUCAUUCCAAAAAUUCAGGUGAGCAACAGUUGUGUUUUAAUCUUGCACUUUAUGAAGUGGAAUGUAAAAAAAAGUCCAUUGCUUGCACAAUGUGUCUGACUUUGUAAUUGUGAAAUAAAAACA